AUGUAAAUCGAUUUAAUGGAGUAAUAAAUAGUUAAGAAAAAAAGGUCAAGGUCUUAAAAAACGAAUGGAGAUUCUAUACCUGCAUUUUUAUUAAAAACAUAUGAGAUAAUAGAUGUAAAAAUAAUGAAAAAUUAUUAGAAUCCUAGUAAUUAAGAUGUGAUUAGUUGGAAUGAAGAAGGAAAUGCAUUUAUAGUUAAAAAAGUUAAUGAAUUUUCAGAUGUAAUUCUGCCAAAAUCAUUCAAACACAGCAACUUUGCAUCAUUUGUUCGAUAAUUAAAUAUGUAUGACUUUCAUAAGACCCGACAUGAUAAUAAUGAAAAUGAAUUUAAACAUAAGUUAUUUUAAAAAGGAAAGAAGUAAAAAUUUUAAAUAAGUGUAGAAAUUUAUUGAGUUAAAUUAAAAGAAAGACAAAUGAUUAGAAAGAAUAAAAUUCUUUGACUCUUAUCAAAACAGAUAUUAUGAAAAAUGGGAAUUAGGAAAUUCCAGAAGUACAAAUUAAUACUUAUAUGAGAUAUCAAUGUAGAUGUCGAGGUUGUAGAAUAAAUAAUCAGAACUUGAAAAGCUCAUGAAAAUACUAAUAAAAUAAAAUGAGAAAGUUAUGAAAGAAAAUAAGUAUUUGUGGACCGAACUAAUGAAGAAUAAGUACAAAUAUAUUGAUAAAGAGGCAUAAGAAUGAAAAUUCAGAUGAAUAAAUAAUGAAAUGGGUUUUAUAAUCAUUAUAAGGAAGUAAAUAAAGUUCAAAACAUAAAAACAUUUCUAACAACAAUCUAUUAAUGAUAAAAUAAACUAGUGAAAAUGAUGAGGAACAUUAAAAUGAAAUUUAACAAUAAAAGUUAAUUGAAAAUGAAAAACCUUAAUUUGAUUAGCUUCCAUCACAAAUACUUAAUUAAAAUUUUGAAUAAUAAAUAGAAUAAUUAUCAAAAACACAAAUAAUUUAAAUUUUAAUGAAUGCUGUAGCUAAUAAUUAAAAAUAAGAGAAAAAGAAUAUUUUUAAAUAUGAAGAUGAUGAAGUUAGUUUUGAUGAAGAAUAUCCUAUAACGAAGAAAUUAGAUUUAAAAUAAGGAAAUGAUGAAAAAAAAUAAGACAAUUAAUUAAUGGUGUAUAGUGAUCCAUUUUCCUUCCAUAAAUUAGAUGAUAAUUAUAUAAUAGCAGAAUCGCCUAAUUUAAGUCGAAAGAACUCUUUUUAUGAUCAUGAUCCUAUUCCUCAAUUUUAUGAAUAUUGA
Messenger RNA from Paramecium sonneborni, 1223 nucleotides. The record is from the annotation of a GenBank genome assembly. NCBI's taxonomy places the organism in Eukaryota, Ciliophora, Oligohymenophorea, Peniculida, Parameciidae.